Messenger RNA from Harpegnathos saltator (Jerdon's jumping ant), 714 nucleotides. RefSeq names its product NPC intracellular cholesterol transporter 2 homolog a. NCBI's taxonomy places the organism in Eukaryota, Metazoa, Arthropoda, Insecta, Hymenoptera, Formicidae. The coding region runs from base 50 to 505 and encodes 151 amino acids. Gene Ontology annotation, biological process: intracellular cholesterol transport. Gene Ontology annotation, molecular function: sterol binding. The transcript has 4 exons. The record is from RefSeq and is a predicted model, not a curated record.
CGAUGGCACGCGACGGUGUUAAUAAUUGCACGGCAGUCGUGGUGGCAACAUGAACCGAAUCGCUGUUACAUUUGCGCUAUUAUGCGCCUUGUCGUCCACUCUUGCCUUCGAUUUCGAAGAUUGCGGCUCGGAGGUAGGUAAAUUCAGCGACGUAACUAUUUCGAGUUGUAACCCGUCGGACGAAAAAUGCAUUCUGAAUCGCGGCAGUCAGACACAGGUGUCUCUCAAAUUCACGCCAUCUAAGGACAUCUCGAAAAUAGAAGCGCGUGCUUUCGGUGUGUUGCUCGACGUACCAGUGCCAUUCCCACUUGAGAAGCCUGAUGUGUGCAAGGAUGGCGGUUCUGGGGUCAAGUGUCCUCUGAAAAAGGAUCAAGAAGUCGAAUACAAAGCCUCGUUCUUCAUAGAAAAGAGCGUUCCCUCGCUGAGUGUUGACGUUGUAUGGGAAUUUGCAAAUGAAGAUGACAAGAAAGUGGUAUGUGUGAAAUUCCCGGCGAGGAUCAAGUAAAGAGCUUGCAUCAUUCCCGCGGCUUGCAUUAUGACGGAUACUUAUUACGCUUUGGUAACGAGAUGGACAUGUAACCGUGCAUCUACGAUUUGUAGUUGACGGAUUUCAUUAUCCACAUUUCCUCGCAACACAUGUCGACGUAUUAAUUCAAUGCAAAUUUUACCUAAUAAAAUUGUGAAAUGAAUAAACGACAAAGAUAGUUCCGCUGA